GACGACGACGACGACGAAGACGACGAUGCUGCGGAGAGUGACUACCUUUCAGACUCAGACGAACCCGAAGCGAUACGCCCUGGAACAGUUUCUCGAACUUUAGCAGGAACCAGACGAUCAAUAUCAUCACGAAAUCCCCGGACAUCUGUUGCUCGAUUGGACAAUAAAGAUGCGUCACAAUCACAUGGUGCAUUUUUCCAGACCCGAACGGAAACCACGCAGUGGAUGGUGGCGCAACAACGAUCACAGGAAGCAUCGUCUCGAGGCAUGAUUGUAGCCCGCGGAGGUACCUCAACCCGACAACAAACCAUUCAUCAGCAAUCUCCAACGGCCGAAACGAGAGCUGGACAAGAGAGAGGGGUAUCGAGGGGAAAUAGUCUGAGGUUGAAUAUGAGCUUGAGUGUUGAUGUCUCAUUCAAUGGGUUUGUGACGGGGCGAAACCUGUCUCUGGGUAGUGGCCAGUUGUCUUACUCCUGGCCUGGGAAUAACCGCACUGAAACAAGGUAGAGGGGUCGAUAGGAAUCACGAUUUGUUGAACAAGGCUCCAUGGUUGCGAGUAAUCAGGUCGAGGUAAAGAGUUUAUAAAGCAUGAAAGGUGUAAU
Messenger RNA from Ilyonectria robusta, 602 nucleotides. RefSeq lists its product as uncharacterized. The record is from RefSeq and is a predicted model, not a curated record. The transcript is spliced from 2 exons. The coding region runs from base 226 to 507 and encodes 93 amino acids. Lineage: Eukaryota; Fungi; Ascomycota; Sordariomycetes; Hypocreales; Nectriaceae.